Styela clava is the source of this 448-nucleotide messenger RNA. Lineage: Eukaryota; Metazoa; Chordata; Ascidiacea; Stolidobranchia; Styelidae. The record is from RefSeq and is a predicted model, not a curated record.
CUGGAUUUAAAAUUCCUAUGAUCAUGGGGUAAAAAUAAUGAAAUUUAAAAAGAAAGCAAAAGUCGGAAGCGACAUUCCGCAAACAGAAGAAACUUCAAGUGAAAAAGUUUCUCGCAAAAAGAAGCCUUCGAAGGAUAAGCAUAAAAAGGAUUCGAAGAACUCCGAGGGUUCGGGACCUUCGCCCACAUCCUUAAACUGCUUCCUUGCAGGAUUGUUAUGGAUCCUGAAAAUUUUUCGACUGGCAAAAAAGAAUAAGGUUCCAGUCCAAGAAAAUGAAACUGGAUCUGAUUACCAUCCUUGUUUGGAAAGUGUAGUCACCAAGUCGAUGGGCGAAAACCAACAGCCCCAUCCGUCUGCAGGCACAGUUACAACUUUGAAUGAGACUGUUACUUCCGGCACUGUCUCACAGAUGCCAAAAGAAGCAUAUCAUGACGAAUAUAGUCGUUAG